Messenger RNA from Leptomonas pyrrhocoris, 4267 nucleotides. RefSeq lists its product as hypothetical. The coding region runs from base 1232 to 4267 and encodes 1011 amino acids. Lineage: Eukaryota; Euglenozoa; Kinetoplastea; Trypanosomatida; Trypanosomatidae. The transcript has a single exon. The record is from RefSeq and is a predicted model, not a curated record.
AGUGCUCUACACCUCUUAGAUCUUCCUCAGCGGGCCUUUCUUCUCUUCUCUUCUCAGGUGGCAGCCCCAGUCACACGUACUGCGGAGAGAGGAGAGAAAGCCGAAAAGGGGAGGGUUCAUUGACUAGUAGUGUCACGCCUCGACUGAGCCGGCGUCGGUGACAUCGCACGAAGCAGCAGGAAGUCACUGCCGCGCAGCAGUCAACCAUACAAGUAUCUCCGAUCUAUCUUCUUCGUCCUUUUUUCUGCCUUGUGUUUUUGUUCUGUUCUCUUUGUUGUUUGACGGUGUUUUCUGUGACAGCUCGUGCGUCAACGCGGUUCCGCUGGCAUCCGCCUCCGUAAGUGCAUUAAAAGACAAGAGAGAGAAAAGUGUCGUCGCGGUGCGUAAAGAGAGAGGCGAUUCUCUCGCCACCAGUCUACUCGUCCGUAGCUACUUCGACGAUACGCACACACACAUAUACAUAUACAUAUAUAUUAAUCUGCUCGAGCGUUUAGUCGUGCUUUGCGUUCUGUGUUGUUGCUGUUUUAGUGGUUCGCCUUCGAUCGCCGGUUUUCCUUUUGGUUCUGCAAGCGCACUCGAGUGUGUUGUUGUGGUGGUUGUUGUACAUUUACUGUCAGCAUCGCUCCCCUCUUCUACAUACAUAUAUAUAUAUAUAUGUGUGUGUGUGUGUUUGGCCUCUCGCUCGUCGUUAAACCGCCUUUUGCGUAUUUCUUUUCCUUGUAGGGUUUUUUUUUUUUUGAGGGGGGUGUUGUUUGCCCCGCAUUUCCUUCGAUGUCUGCCGCACAACAGCCUCUAUUUUCUGUUGGUUUGGUUUCUCGACGACGACCUCGAUCGCGGCUCCUGCUUUGAAAGUAAAGGAAAAGGAAGGGAAAGGGAGUUUUCCCGGUCUCGCCAGGUACCUUAUUAUAAUAGACAAGGGUGCUUUUUGUUUUGGCGGUGGUUGCGGUGGUCCUUGCUGUUGGCGACGCGCGUUGACGGUGCUGCGGUAAAGCGUCUUUCCUCACCUGAGUGAAGUAUUUUUUUUUUGUCGGCGUCUGCGUGUGUGUUCGAGCAGCGUCGCCAUUCCCCCCUUUACAACCCAAUUCGAAAACUGAAGCGGCUGAACUUCGAUGCUGUGUCGUGGAAACGGCACCUCAAAAAGAAAGCCCCUCGAGUUGUUCUAGCUGCAACUGCGUUACAUCUUUCUUCCUUUUUUUAUUAUCCGUACUUGCUCUUCGUUAUAUAUAUAUAUAUGAGUAGCUGUCAGUCGUUGCUUGGUUUCGCCGGACAAAAGAUGAAUGCGCUAGCGAAGGAGUUUGAGACGACGAGUCAGCUGCCCCCUUCCACGCCGCAGCAGCGCAUGACGCCGCCUACCGUUCUCCUGCCCGCUACCUUCGCGAUUCUCCCCCCACAGUCUGCCGCGCUGUCCGCUGCCAUCGCCACCGUCGCCCCUCCGCGGACGAUGCCGCUGCUGGGCUGCAGCGUCACCUCGGCAGCGUGUAGGACCCACAUCGGUGCGAACCCGUCGAUGGCCCUCGGUGCUGCCUCGAUGUACGCCGGGGUGGACAUUGGCGGGUACAGCGGCAGCAACAGUAACAUCUCCAGCCCGGCAGUCAACGUAGUCAACGCGCUCAACGAGGCGAUAAUGCCGGUGAGUGAGAUGGUGAGUAGCGGCUUUUCGGUGGCGGCGGCUGCGUGUACAGCAGUUGCACGUCCUGUGCUGGGCAACGAGGCGUCACCACGCAUGGAGAGCAAGACCGAUGGGCUCUCUAUUCUGCUGCCGCCGUCCUACGCUUCGACGCGGAUCGCUCACCAGGACACCUCUCCGGCCGCGGCCGCCGCCGCCUCCACAGGUGGUGUCCCAUCCGCAUCGUUGCACCAGCGCGACGUGCAUCGCCAUCCUCAGCGCCGCCCCGUCCUCGGCAGCCCGGCGGACGCAGGCGGCGGCGGAAUCUCAACCACUGAGGAGGACGACCUCAUCCCCCUCACAUCUGCCUCCUCCACCUACGCGACCCGCCGCUCCGUCAGCGCCUUUGACGACUCCGAUCUGGCAACGUUUGGCCGUACGGGUGGGAGCCGGAGUCGCGUGCACCGCUGCAGUAGUCGGAGCAGCAGCAGUGCGUUGCCGCAGCAGCAGCCGGAGUUUCCGCAGCGCCCGAACAGCGUAGCCGCCAUCGCCCUUCGCGCACUGUCGCCGGCUGCCUACGCGCAUGGGACACAAAGCGACGUGCUGUGGCAACGACACGGUAGUACCCAUGCAGCAGCAGCAGCAACUGCAGAAUUUCGCGUCACGAGCACACCCCUGCCCGCGCCGAGUGGGAGCAGCACCCCGCCAACUAUCAGCAGCCAGGCCUCCACAUGCCAGUCUUAUCCCUUCUACCCAAACUGGGGCGCCGAUAGCGUCUGCGCCUUUUGCCCUAUCACGAGCUUCGUGGAGAUGACCUCGCACGAAGAGAACAGCGACGGCAGGGCGUCUACGUGCUCGUCAACACAGCAGCAGCGACAACCACGCAGCCGGCAGCAACAGCGCCGGACAGGGCCGUACACCCCCUCUGGCGGCACAUCGCCAUCCAGCAUAGAAAGACACGCCGCCGGUCCAUCGACAGCAGCGCUGCCAUCGUCGUCGUCAUCGCGGCGUCACCGCACCCGCAUGCACGUGUGUCUUCACGAAGGACCGGUGAUGAUGGCGACGCCCGUCUCACCUAGCAUGGGUCGCCGAACCCCGUUGUCGCCGCUGUACAUCGCACCGGCCUUGUGCUUCCACACCGACCCCGCGCGUCCCUCCGCGUCCAACAGCAGCGCCGCCACGCAGGCGGGGAACUCACCGCGUCCGCCGUCGGUGCUCGACGCGCGUCGCUCGGACAGCGGCAGCGGGAGAGGGGUCGGAGGGGAGCGGUGGUCCUUCAUCAACGCCGCCCGCGCCACUUCGAGGCCGCCCACGCCGCCGUCCAUGGUUCUUGCUGCUGAGGCUGCUGCAGCGAGCGACGACAUCUCGGUAUACCGCCGCACGACGGGCACACCUGUCCAUGCGGCGGCGGCCACGAGCACGUACGACGUGCACGGGGAGAGCUCAGGUGCGAUGGACCCGCUCUCCGACUUUCCUACACGCCCACCGUCGCAGUCGCACUCCCCCCGGCAUCCGCGGCCGCACACGCUGCUGACGGACGGCAGCACGCAGCACCUGCCCUGCCAACCCACGCUCGGCCUCGCCGCCACCGCGGACACGGUGACUGCGGUAGCAACCGGUGGCUUCCCUGGCAACCUCACCUUCCUCCCCAUUGAAGUUCAGCCCGCCUCCACGAUGCCGCCCUUCUUUGGCUCGGUGGGCAACGUGGCGGCGGCAGGUGCAUCGCCCGUCGGCGCCAUUACCCACCCACGGGCCACGGUGGGCGAUCGAUGCGGCUUCCAGGCAGACUCCGCCACCGGUCGGGUGCCCUCCAUGUCACGCGUGGAGCACCCCGUCGCGAUCUUAGAAGAGGCCUCGUCGUCGCACGGUUGUUGCUGUCCACCAUUACUACAUUCGGCCACCACGCCGGCACACGCUGCCCACGCCGCGUGGCCCCCAUACGCAGCGCCGGGUCUGGUGACCGCCAUUCUCGCCGCACCGGAAGUCAGCUGGUCCUCAUUCAACGCCACGGUCGCUGCAGACAACGCCACCACCGUCCGAACCACCCCUCACACGACGACAGGGGUCGCCGCAACCCCCAGCGGCGGAGAGUACCGCAGCUCACGGGGUAUAGCGUCGUCUGCGCCGUGGCUGCAGCAAGUUGGCGGCGGCAGCAACAGCAGCAGCAUGCAUGACCCAGGGGCCCCCUACCCCAACACCACCGGGUGCGGGGGACACCCCGCAGGCGGCGUGGGCGGGGACGACAGAUCACUGAAUCGAAGCACAAUCGGGCAUGCGGUGAGCGCCAACGUCCGCUCCUACUCUGCGGCUCUUCCGUCGUUUAACUCGUCGAUUCAGUUUCAGCUCGCCUGCUCCCCAGUUCCACUGGAAGACACAGAAAGCGAGUGCGUGAUCUGCUUGGAAGGCCAUCCGAGCCAUGCAGACAACACGCAAGGACGGUGCGCCUCGGUGAUGCCGACGAUGACGGACGGCGCCGUGGCAAGUGCGACGCCGGCAGUGACCGCUGACUUCGGCGGUGGUGUCAAACCGGGCUCGCAGCUGUUGAUGAUGCCCUGCAAGCACUGUUGCCAUCAAAACUGUCUGCAGCGGUGGUUGAUUCAAUCCACCUGCUGUCCGAUCUGCCGGCGCGACCUCACGCAGGACGCGACGCUGUCGUCGUGA